This is a messenger RNA of Scheffersomyces amazonensis, 1248 nucleotides long. It is a transcript of the gene PRP3, whose product is annotated as U4/U6-U5 snRNP complex subunit. Gene Ontology annotation, biological process: mRNA splicing, via spliceosome. The record is from RefSeq and is a predicted model, not a curated record. The transcript has a single exon. The annotation marks the transcript as partial. Gene Ontology annotation, cellular component: U4/U6 x U5 tri-snRNP complex. Lineage: Eukaryota; Fungi; Ascomycota; Pichiomycetes; Serinales; Debaryomycetaceae.
AAGUGGAAGUGGAAGUGGAAGUGGUUCUGGUUCUGGUACUGGAGGUUUAAAUAUUGAACUUCAUCCAUUACUACGUACUAAUGCCCGUGGGUUUGCAUCCUCCUUCAAUCCCUACCUAAAUCAUACUGGCACCAUACCAAAACGGUCUCUCACUUUCAAUGCUCCCGGAAAGUAUAUAGAGCAAGCCAAUCGGGUUCGAGAUAAGAUACGAAGCGAAGAAGAAGAACGACGUAAACUUGAACUUACCAAAUCUAAAGGAUUAACUCCUGAUGUUAGCUUGGCUGAACACUUGUAUAAACUUGUUCCUCCUCCUCCUGUAGAAUGGUGGGAUCAACCAUACUUACGAGAUAGAUCGUAUGACAUGAUAGGAGAUGUUAAUCGAGUGAAUGCUGAUAAUGAUAUUCAACCAGUAUCAAUAUAUAUUCAACAUCCUGUACUUAUAAAGGCUCCAUGGCUUAAUCAUGAAGCCGAUGCUAAACCAAUGAUGCUUACCAAGAAAGAAAUGAAAAGAAUACGAAGAAAUACUAGACAAGAGUUACUUAAGGAUAAACAAGAUCGAAUUAAAUUAGGAUUGGAUCCUCCUCCGCCUCCUAAAGUUAAAUUAUCUAAUUUAAUGAAUGUAUUAACUAAUGAAGCUAUAAAGGAUCCAACAUCAGUAGAAAUAAUGGUUAAACAACAAGUAGAAGAAAGACUUCAGAAACAUCUUCAAACCAAUGAAGAGCGGAAGUUGACUAAACUUCAAAAACAUGAAAAGAUUCAUGCCCAGCAUGAAAAGGAUAUUCAAAAGGGAUAUCAUACAGUAAUAUUUAGAGUUCAUAAUCUAGAAAAUGGUCAGCACCGAUACAAGAUUGAUAUCAAUGCUAAACAAUGUGAACUAGUAGGGAUUUGUCUUCAGAAUCCACGGUUCAAUUUGGUUAUAGUGGAAGGAGGUGAAAAGAGUAUUAAAUUUUACAAGAAGUUAAUGAUGAAUAGAAUUCAAUGGGACCAAUCAGAUCGUAAUAAGUGUGACAUUGUAUGGGAAGGACAACUUUUGAACUUGAAUUUCCAGAAAUGGAGUUUUAUGCAUACAUCUAACGAUGAAGAGGCUAUCGGUCUCUUAGAGAAGUUUGGCUUGACUAGUUACUGGAGUCAAAGUAUAGCGUUAGAUAGUUAAGUAGUAGUAGUAGUAGUAAUAAUAAUAAUAAUAAUAUAAUGUCGCACUUUUGUGGUAAUGUCGUAUACUGCUCAUGUCUCGCACCAAUAGUGUUG